Molecule: messenger RNA, 1089 nt
Organism: Lactuca virosa
Lineage: Eukaryota; Viridiplantae; Streptophyta; Magnoliopsida; Asterales; Asteraceae
Source: the annotation of a GenBank genome assembly
GCGCAAAUAAGUCUCCUAACCCCCAAAAUCCAAUUUAGGGUUUAUCGAUAUUAAAGAGCAUUCAACAUCAUGAUUCGAUCUUCUUCACGUUUUUUGUACAAAUUACGCACUCAGUGUAGAUCCUCUUCGUCUGUUCCCUUAUGCCGAACACCGCUCUCGUCACCGAUCACUGGCACCGCCGUUCGGCGGUUCACAGCCGAUGUGGCGACAGGAAAUAAAAGAGAAACUGGAAAUUUCAGCUCUUUAGUUUCUCUGAGGUCAAGGUUUCAAGUGUCUAAGAUUAAUGGAGGUAGCAACGCGAGUGUUUCUGAUUCGAGAUCGUUUGCAUCAAGAGCUUCACGAUCAACAAGUGAGAAAGCCUCAGAGAGCAGGAAAGAUGUAACAACAGUUGAAGAUCCAUUUGAUGCUCCCACUUACAAUAUACCAGAGAAGCCAAUGACAUUUACAGAGGGAGCUUCAUAUAGUGUUGUUAUCUUGGUAGGGCUUGGAAUAGCUGCUGCAGCAGGAUAUGGUGUUUUCAAAGAACUUAUAUUUGAACCAAAAGAGUACAAAGUUUUUAACAAGGCUCUGCGCAGGAUUCAAGAUGACAGUCAGGUUAGAGUGAGAAUUGGCUCACCGAUUACCGGAUAUGGUCAGGAAAGUAGAAACCGAGCAGCUCGCCAACGAAUCCCUAAUAGAGUUUGGAAGGAUGAAGAUGGUGUUGAGCAUGUUGAGGUUAAUUUUUAUAUCCGGGGCCCACAUGGAGCUGGGAAGGUUUUCACGGAGAUGUUUAAAGACAAAGAGGACAAGCAGUGGAAGUUCAUAUCUAUAAGGCAAAUGGAUUUUGCUAAUAUGCAAACACAACUUGAUGAACUCAUAUAAAGCCCAAGACAAGCUCCUUGUGUGUUUCCAUGACUUUUGUUCUCAAUAGAUCUUUGUUACAACUUCAUCCCCUUUUUUCCUCCAUAGUGAAAUGGUGGUUUAGUCACUAAUUCAUAUAGUAGGAUGAAUAAACUUGUUUGAUUAUUUGUGAAAGUAAGCCAUGAAAUUUUGAAGGGAUGUGAUCAUUUGCCCAAAAUCAAAUACCUUGUUUUUCCAAUUCGAUUUGAG